Messenger RNA from Hyposmocoma kahamanoa, 5220 nucleotides. Its product is annotated as Down syndrome cell adhesion molecule-like protein Dscam2. The transcript is spliced from 32 exons. The record is from RefSeq and is a predicted model, not a curated record. Gene Ontology annotation, molecular function: protein binding. NCBI's taxonomy places the organism in Eukaryota, Metazoa, Arthropoda, Insecta, Lepidoptera, Cosmopterigidae. The coding region runs from base 1 to 5220 and encodes 1739 amino acids. Gene Ontology annotation, biological process: cell-cell adhesion.
AUGCACAUAGAAAUCGUGAACAGCAGGCUGACGGCAGCUGAGGCUGGGCGGCCGGACGGCUGGGAGGCUAGGCCAAAAUUAAAAAAACGAAUGCGGUUACGGACACGCGGCCGCGGGGCCGCAACGCCGCGGGGCCGCAACGCCGCCGCGCGGCCCGCCGGGGCGCGCUUCCGCGCCGGAUGCGGCCCGCGCUUUGUGCCACCGCCUAUUGUCCAACCACCAGCUUUUCGCCUCCGCGUGAUCGCCGACGGUGAUGCCUUCGGUGGAUUUGAAUCUGCGCACGCGGAUUUAGGUCGCAUGCAUAUUAACACAUCGAAGGCUCCCCGGGCCUUAACACAGCUCCGAAGACACCUAUUUAUAUUUAUAUUGAUUUAUCAGCUGCAGGACUUGCAGAGAACAAAUAACCAGAAAAACAUUGAGUGCAGGAUAUUAAACGGCGCGUCCCGCUUGCCGCGUGAACGAUGGGCGCUCCCUCGCCACCAUUCCCGCACCGAACUCCGCUGUCCGUCUUCAGUUUUGCUUCCGCGGUGGUGCACCAGCCAGCUGGUAUUCCUGGUGGAGCCGCCGCCGCGACUGGCAUUCUCAAACAGCAGCGGCGCACGCGCCUCAUGCGCCGCGCACGGCACGCCGCCGCCCCUCAUCACCUGGCUCACCGAGGACGGCGUGCCCGUAACCGACGUGCCGCAUCUCAGAGAGGCACUUCCCAACGGCACCUUGCUACUGGCGCCGUUCUCCGCAGAGCAGUACCGUACCGACGUGCACGCAGCCGUCUACCGCUGCCGCGCCGCCAGCGCCGCGGGGACCAUCAUCUCUAGGGACACGAGGCUGCAUGCAGUGAUGGACGUGGAGUGGGAAGCGCACGCGCAGGCGUCGACGAGCGUGGCGGGCGGCGCGGCGUUGCUCACGUGCGUCGUCCCGGGCACCGUGCGCGCACACGUCGCCGUCACCGCCUGGCUGAAGGACGGCGAGCCGCUCGCGCCCAUAGCUGCCGAAGCUGAGGGCCGGUACAUUAUCGGCGGCGGCCGCGGCGACCUGCUGGUGGUUCGCGACGCGCGGCCCGACGACGCGAGCGCCUACGCCUGCGAGGCCCAACACGCGCUGACCGGAGCGAAACGCCGCAGCGCCCCGGUCAACUUAUCCGUCUCUCACUCUACUGGAAGCAUGGCGCCGCGAAUGUUGACCGUAUCGGUUGAUGAAACCGUCUUCCAAGGAGAAGACAUGAGACUUGUUUGCUGCGCCAUCGGCAGUCCACCGCCCUCGUAUAGUUGGUUCCGCCACAGCAACGGGCGCCUGAGCCCCGUGUCGAACAGCAUCCGUGUCUCGGUGUCGGAACAGGUGCUGAUCAUCAGGCGGGCGCAGCCCUCGGACGCGGGCCUCUGGACGUGUCGCGCACACAACCAGUAUGGCGAGCAGAGGAGGGACGCCAGACUCACAGUUCGCUCAAGAUUGGCCGUUAGUGUUCAGCCGCAGUUGCAGGUAGCGAACUCCGGUAGCUCAGUGACGUUCAACUGCUCGGUGGAGGGCGAAGCGCGCGUGCGCUGGCUACACGACGGCGUGCCGGUGGGCGGCGGAGAAAGGGUGCUGCGCGUGCACAGCGUGGCGCGCGCGCACCGCGGCAUGUACCAGUGCGUCGCGGAGAGAGACCUCGACAGUGCGCAGGCAUCCGCUGAACUGCGUCUUGGAGACACAACACCCGAGCUGCAUUACACAUUCAUCGAGCAAGCUUUGCACCCUGGGCCAGCACUUGCCUUACACUGCGUGGCCUCAGGCUCUCCGGCACCUAGGUUCACCUGGCUUCUGGACUCGCAGCCCAUUGAGGAACAUUCCACACCGCAAAGAAGUAUCACACAGUUCAUGAACUCGAACGGCGAUGUUGUUAGCUAUUUGAACCUGACAUCCGUCCGACCCGAGGACAGCGGCCGCUACACUUGCCGCGCGCAAAACUCCCGAGGAACCGUGGAGCACUCUACCAGACUCAAUGUGUAUGGACCUCCAUCAAUCAGGAACGUAGGCCCGAUCCGAGUGGUCGCCGGCGCCAACACAACCAUCUACUGUCCCUAUUCCGGAUUUCCAAUCAGUGAGAUCCGUUGGCAACGAGGUGGUUUAGACGUCAGUACUACCGGCGGGAGAACCCUUUCAGGCACAAGCGGGGAGUUGCUGCUGUGGCCGGCGGAACAAGCUGAUGCCGGCAUGUACACGUGUCGCGUCUCGGCGCCUUCUGGCCAAUACGCUCAAAAAAAUAUCCAGAUCUUUGUCAGAAAUCCGCCAAAAAUAGCAGGAUUUUCGUUUCCAAUGGAUUUAGUUGAAGGCAGUUCUGUCCAAGUACUGUGCGGAAUAACGUCAGGAGACAAGCCUGUAUACUUUUCUUGGCUGAAGGAUGGACAGCACAUACCUUCAGGUUUAGGGGUUCAAGAAAAAUCACUAAAUGAGUUCAGUUUUCUCAUCUUUUCUCAUGUGACGUCAAAACAUAGCGGUGAAUACACAUGUGUCGCCAGUAAUUCUGCAGCUGAAGUUAACCACACUGCAAGAUUGGCAGUUAAAGUGGCACCGUCGUGGUUGAUUGAACCACAAGAUGUAUCUGCACUAUUAGGCACUCAAAUAUUAGCUCAUUGUGCCACAAAAGGUUAUCCUGAACCGAGAGUUUCGUGGCUUAAAGGACACGGAUCCGGUGUGGGAGACUUCAGGCCAGUGUCAAAUAUGGAUCUGCAAUACGCAGUGUUGUCGAACGGGUCCCUGAGCAUCUCGCCGGCAGCCCAUCACCACGAGGGCCAGUACAUGUGUCGAGCAGAGAAUGGGAUCGGCCGAGGGCUUACGAAAAUUAUUACAGUAUCUGUUAAUGAGCCUGCACACUUCGAAUUCUCAUCCCGCAAUAUGACAGUAAAACGUACAGCACAAGCAAAUUUGCAAUGCGAAGCCAGAGGAGACCCGCCUAUUCAGAUGCAAUGGACACACAACAUGAAGAGAGUCGAUUUAACAACAUACAGGGUGUCUGUAUCAGAAAAAAGAUCAGAAAGUGGUGCUAGCUCCCAGUUAAGUAUAGCGCACGCAGAGCGUCAAGACUCUGGCGUAUAUCGAUGUCGAGCUGAAAAUGCCUAUGGGAGGGAUGAAUUGCUUAUCUACUUAGCUGUUCAAGAAUUCCCAGAAUCUCCACGAAGUCUCCAUAUAUCCCGACGGGAAGCUCGUGGCGCGACUAUAGCCUGGCGCCGAGGCUACGACGGUAACGCCCGAGUACACGUCUACAGAUUACAGUACAGAGUCGUAGGCGACAGACACAGGACGGAAAGAGACGAUUGGACAUUGGCUCCCACCAGAGAUAUACCGGCAGAUAGAGUCCAUGAAAGACAGGAAUCUUUCGAGCCAGGUGCUGAUAUAAUUCUCGAAUAUAGAGUGGAAGGCCUGCGACCGGCCACGGCGUAUGCGUUGAGGUUGUCAGCCGUCAACGCUAUCGGAGACAGUGAAUAUUCAGAUCCUGUCAUUGUGCAAACGUUACAAGAAGCACCGUCUGAGCCUCCGCAUAAUGUGCAAGUUCAAGCAUCGGCUCCAGGAGAGUUGCUUGUCAAAUGGCAGGCCCCACCACAAGAUUCUUGGAACGGCGAACUCUUAGGCUAUGUAGUGACGUGGAGAGAAGCUGGCGCCAGCGAGAAUGUGUCUCAAGCGCUUACAACGUCUGGGUGGGGAGCGACGCAGGCCGUCAUAGUAGCUCUUAGAACUCAUGCACAUUACGAGGUUAGGGUGCGUGCGUUCAAUGCCGUUGGUGCAGGUCCGCCGUGUUCUCCUCUUACCGCCACUACGCUUGAAGGAGUACCAGAAGCGCCACCAGAAAGGGUUCGGUGUGAACCUUUAUCUGCGCAAUCCAUUCGAGUGUGGUGGGAGGCUCCUCCUAUGAAUUUACGCGGUGGUACUCUUCUAGGUUACGAAUUACUUUUCGAGGCAGUAGACAACCUAGAAGCUCAAGUCGAGACUCGAAGAUCUGGUUCAAUGGAAACUGUUUUACAAUCGCUCCUGCGAGCUACGAAUUAUUCCAUCACAGUGAGGGCGAGGACUUCCGUCGGAGCCGGUCCUGCUUCUCAACCAAUUUUUUGCACAACUCACGAGGACAUUCCAGGGGCACCGGCCGACAUCAAAGCUCUCGCAAGUUCAGAAGACUCAAUCGAAGUGAGUUGGUUAGCACCAACGCAAAAGAAUGGCAAGAUCAAGCACUAUACAGUUUACAGUCGACCUCAGAGAACGAGCCAGCAUCACCGGCUAACCGUGGUACACAAGGACAACGAAGACGAGUACCACGUGGAGGUGAGCGGGCUUCAGGAGCAACAAGUUUACGAGUUCUGGGUGACCGCGUCUACGUCCUCGGGGGAAGGCGAGACGAGCGCGGUCGUCGCCAGGAAACCGAACGGACGAGCGCCAGCGAAAAUUACCUCGUUCGGACGCGGCGUUACCGCCGCUCUGGGCGCCCGAGUGCGGCUGGUCUGCGACGCGGUCGGCGUCCCGCCGCCGCUGAGGACGUGGAGCCGGCGGCGCCCGGCGCCCGCCGUCGCGCGCGACCCGCGGCUGCUGCUGGAGGGCGACGCGCUCGUCAUCCCGAGAUCAAAACCGGCGCCAGAAAAAGACCUGAUUUCCGCAAACAGCACAUGCGUACGUCUGAAUCUGCUCACAUGGGACAGUAAUGGCUGCCCUUUGACGCAAUUUCACAUUUCUUUAAGAAAUAUUGAAGAUGGGGCUUGGCGCUCGCAGACAGUCCCCGCAGCGGCCGCUGCUGAAGCUAUGACGCUAUGCGAACUGACACCGGCUACAUGGUACCAGUUAAAAAUUAUAGCCACAAGUGCUGCUGGGAUCACGCCUGGGAACUAUUAUUUCUCCACUUUGACGGAAGAUGGAGAACGCAUACCGGCGCCGGCACAAUUCCCACCAGAUGGCGAAACUAGUUCAGAGCAUACGACAGUCGUGCUGGCGGCCGCCGGAUGCGCGUUAGUAGCCACCUUGCUGCUGUUGGCCUGGUUGGCGUGGAGAAGAAGUCCGUCGAUUUUUUGCCUGAGGAAGGGCUACGAACAAGGAGACAUAUCAGAGGACGAGGAGAAGUCGGUGGAGAAGCGAGACAACCGACGCAACUGCCAACAAGUGUACACCUCUUCGCCAAUCAAACAUCCAAACGGAAAGAAGGAGCAGCAAGGUAGUAGUGCCGCCCGAGUGCGCAGGGCUCGCCAAAAGCCCGGCUCCGGUUGA